This is a messenger RNA of Ostrinia nubilalis (European corn borer), 3359 nucleotides long. It is a transcript of the gene stmA, whose product is annotated as protein EFR3 homolog cmp44E. Gene Ontology annotation, biological process: protein localization to plasma membrane. The record is from RefSeq and is a predicted model, not a curated record. The coding region runs from base 376 to 3192 and encodes 938 amino acids. Lineage: Eukaryota; Metazoa; Arthropoda; Insecta; Lepidoptera; Crambidae. Gene Ontology annotation, cellular component: plasma membrane. The transcript has 23 exons.
UAAAAAAAGUCUGACCCUGUUUUUAUUUGAAAUGUGACCUAAAUGACCUAAUUAUGGCCAAUUAAUAUAUUUUCUUUACAAGGCUACAACUUAAGCAAUAUACAGUGCAAUGUAUUUUUAAAAAAUGUGUUCAAAACAAGUGAUCAUUGAAGCAUUAUAAUUUAAUAACGAUAAUUUUAUUUAUUUAUUAAGUGAAAAUCAAUUAUUUAUAAACAAAAAAUCUCCUUCUGGAUCUCUUAGUACAAUUUCGUGAUUUGUUAAAUGGUAUUUUACAGCCUGUUAAAAAUAAUUUGUAAAAAAAUAUAUUCUUGUUAUCUAACGAUUUGAGAUAUUUACCUAAAGUUUUUAUUAAUUUUGUCAAUUAAAAUCUAUAAAAUGUCGUUUGUAAAGUGUUGCUUUGAAUCGGGCGAGGGACAUGAUUUUCUGGACUCCUUUGUUCAGAAGUGCACAGACCCUGGAUGCUGCUGCGGCUGCUGCUCAGCGCUGCGGCCUCGCUACAAGCGGCUGGUGGACAACAUAUUCCCUGCAUCGCCCCAGGAUGGGCUCGUCAAGUCCAACAUGGAGAAGCUCACGUUCUACUCCCUGUCCAGCCCCGAGAAACUGGACAGGAUCGGGGAAUACCUGUUCCAGAAAGCUUCCAGGGAUAUCUAUCGGAGGAGACAUGGUUUCGUAAUAAUCGCCAUGGAGGCCAUGGACCAGCUCCUACUCGCGUGCCACUCGCAAACCCUCAACUUAUUCGUGGAGAGCUUCCUCAAGAUGGUGCAGAAACUGCUGGAGUCCACCGACCCUCAGCUGCAGAUCUUGGCUACGCAAAGCUUUGUCCGCUUCGCGAACAUAGAAGAGGACACCCCAUCGUACCACAGGCGGUACGACUUCUUCGUAUCAAAGUUCUCGGCGAUGUGCCACAGCAACCACAGCGAUGCGGUCACCAGAGACAAGAUACGGCUGGCCGGGAUACAGGGGUUGCAGGGUGUCAUCAGAAAGACAGUGUCGGAUGACCUGGUGGAGAACAUUUGGGAAGCGCAGCACAUGGACAAGAUUGUCCCCUCGCUACUUUACAAUAUGCAGACUGCGGAAAAAUACGAGACAGUGUCUUGCAUGGAAACGGACACGCGUGACGGAGCGGAGGAGACGCCGCCGCGACUAGCGGAGGCCUGUCUGAGAGAACUAGUGGGCCGCGCGUCCUUCGGGCACAUCCGCAGCGUGCUCCGGCCCGUGCUCACACAUUUUGACCGCCACGAACUGUGGGUGCCAAAUGAUUUCGCCGUGCACACUUUCAAGAUUAUCAUGUUCUCGAUCCAGGCGCAGUACUCCUACAGCGUGGUAGAAUCUCUUAUGCAACACUUAGAUGCGAGCGGGCCGAGCGCGAGCGAUGCUCGUGCUAGGACGCGCGUGCGCGCCGCACGAGCCGCCGUGCUUAGCAAUAUAGUCGCUAUAGCCGCUGGUGACAGUGUGGGCCCAUCAGUUUUGGAGAUCAUUAACAACUUGCUGACUAAUCUACGAGCUUCAGUUGCUAGAGAUUCUGAGAAAGAAACAGACGAGAAGUUAUAUCAAGAAGCGCUCAUCAAUGCGUUGGGAGAAUUCGCUGACCAUCUCCCAGACUUCCAGAAGAUCGAUAUCAUGAUGUUCAUCAUCAGCAAAGUGCCUAGCAGCCAGCGAGGGAAGAGUACCAAGGCUGACGCCAUGCUGCAGACUAUACUGCUGAAGUCGCUGCUCAAAGUGGGCACAACGUACAAGACAACAGAACUCAGCAAGGCAUUCCCUGCAGCAUUCCUAGAAGCAUUACUCCGAGUUUGCCACGCGAGCGAACCCGCGGCGCGCGCUAUACUGCAGCGUAUACUACACACGCUGCUGGACAGACACGGGAAUUCGCCCGCGCUUAUAACGCCGCAAUUGGAAUACGCGGAAUUAGGCCUGUCCGUGGAGAAAUGUUCCCGCCAAGAUCUGAUCUUUAUCAGCAAGCAUGGCUACGCGAUCUUCAGUUCAUUAUAUGACGGUUUACAACUGGAAUCGAACACGCUAGAGAACAUAGAAGCGAUAUACACAACGCUGGCCCUACUGAUCAUCGAACUGGCGUGCGAGGAGACUGUCUGUGACAUACUACAGCUGGUACUCGCCAUCCAGCAGUCAGCGCUGUCCAACCCGGUGCUGGGAGUAGCGCAGCAGUGCCAACUGCACGCGCUGGUGGCUUCACUUCUAGCGCUGCUGCCACACGUUAUGCGUCUGCAGCGCCUUGGGGACUACGUGCACAAGAUCAUCGAAUCCCGGAGCUCGGAAGCACCUCAAUUACUGCCGCCACUACGCAGCGAGUAUCCACAGCUGGCACCCGCAGACAUGCCUUCCAGCCUGCCCUACCUCAUGGUGGACCAGAUGGCAGUAUGCGAAUGCCUGAAGGCAAGUGGAGUGGAAUCAGCUCGUCUGCAGGCCGCUGCCCCGUAUGCAGGAGGCGCGGCCUUGUCUCUGGCCCACCGUCAUAGCUGGGUGGAAGCUGGAGCAGCACAAGGCCGCGACAGUUUAGCUGAUAUCGCAGCCGGGCCCGCGGCGGAGCCCGAUAGCGCUAACAGCUCGCCGGGUGUGCAGAGACAGCCGCAGCACGACGCGCUGGACGAGGAGUACCGCAUGUUCAUCAAGAAGUACAACCACAACCACCGCCCCACCAUGCAGAACUUUGGCACUUAUCAGCCGCAGCACGACGCGCUGGACGAGGAGUACCGCAUGUUCAUCGAGAAGUACAACCACAACCACCGCCCCACCAUGCAGAACUUUGGCACUUAUCAGCCGCAGCACGACGCGCUGGACGAGGAGUACCGCAUGUUCAUCGAGAAGUACAACCACAACCACCGCCCCACCAUGCAGAACUUUGGCACUUAUCACCCAAUGCAGGCCGAGAGCGUAAGCCUGGAGGCCUUACGGCGGGCCGCCGGCGGGCCCUCCGACGCAGAACGUCGGGAGGCCGAGCGCCGUCGUGCCACACUCAAUAAUGCCUUCCGUACGGCCCCAUUCCAGCAUCUAAGGGAGAUCACGCAGCCUAAGUACGAGAUCAAAGACAAGCUAGAGGAGAUCUUUAACUCUAUAUCGGAGGAGCCUUUACUACCAGCCUCGGGGUCGUGCUCGCCCGGCGGACAGACCAAGUCCUACCAGCAACACGUGCCGGCUUACACCAAGUAUUUUCCGGAGCUGUUCUUGUACUAGACGUUGAAGUAUGAAGGAGGAUCACGAGCGUACUCGAGUAAUAAUGCUUCCACAGCUUACUGCCAUUAAGCAUUAGGCAUAACGCUUAGCCCAUUGCCAGGUAAUGCACAUGACAGUUAUUUACUGUAAUGGACACCCUAGUCAAUUGACAUACUUUUUAUGAGCUG